Fulmarus glacialis (Northern fulmar) is the source of this 8266-nucleotide messenger RNA. RefSeq names its product biorientation of chromosomes in cell division 1-like 1 (gene BOD1L1). The annotation marks the transcript as partial. The record is from RefSeq and is a predicted model, not a curated record. Lineage: Eukaryota; Metazoa; Chordata; Aves; Procellariiformes; Procellariidae. The transcript is spliced from 19 exons.
GCCAAAGAAAAAGAAGAGAGACUCCUAAGAAGACAAAUUAACAGAGAGAGACUUGAAGAAAAACGUAAACAGAAGGCUGCAGAAAAAACAAAAUCCCUAAAAACCGGAAAUCAAAAUGCUAAAGGAAAAAGCAGCUUGAACUUAGAAGAACAUUCAUCAAGAAGUCUUGAGUCAAAAGCUACUGGUACCAGCAUUAAGGAUGUGCUUAAAGAACAGAAAUUUUUAGAAAAAAAAGUAGCCUUGAGCAGAAAAAGAAAAAGAGAUUCAAGGCAUGCUGAAGAUGGCUGCAAAAAGAAAUACGAGCCAUCUGAAGAAGAUUCUAAAGAAAUGCAAAAGACAAAUGAGACUUGUGAAAAAAAUUCUUCCAAAGAAUUGAAGCAUAAUCAUGGGAAAAGUGAAAUCUCUAAACAGAUUAGAAGACUUUCAGAAUCGGUGCAUUCAACUGAGGAAAGCAAAAGUGAUUCUAAAGCAGAAAAAGAACAUAAAAGAAAAACCUCCACCUCUCAUCAGGCUGAAGGAGCUCAGCAGGACAGUGAAACAAGGGAUCCGAAAAGACAACUGGAUAGAGCAGAAGUCAAUACUGAAGAACUACAGAAGCAGAAAUCCAUAUUUAAAAAUGAAAAACACCCCAAAAAAGAUAGUGACACAGAAAUUCAACAUAUGAGAAACGUUGCCAAAAAAGAAGCCAAGUCUUACAGAGAUAAAAAUGAAAAGGAAAGAACUGCUUUAGAAGAUAAACUUUCAUUAAAGCACAAAUAUAAAGGAGAUGGUAUGCACAAAUCAAGUGAAGAUGUUGAACUCCAUUCAUUUGAGAGAAAUUUGAAAGGAGAGGACGGUGGUCAGAAACAUAAUCAACAAAUAAAGGUUUCCUCAGAUGACAAAUCUGAGAGAAAAAGUAAACACCGAAGUGAACGGAAAAUAUCAGUAACAGGAAAAGAUGGAAAAAAUAUUUCUGAAUCAACCUUGAAAGCUGAAGAAUUGCUGCGUAAGGAAAAUAAAAAAGAUAGACAUCUCUCAACUGAAAAGUCAAGAGCAGAAUACAAGUCCAAAAGGUCCCUGAGUGAUUCUAGGCCACAAAAGGAUUCCCUAAGUGCCUCAAAGCAACUUGCUUCUGCAUCACACAGAAGGAGCGAAAGCUACUCGGAAGAUAAACAUGAAAUAGAAUCAACUAACUCUGAGUGUAAUUUGAAACAAGAAGAUGGUGUUCAUAAAGAUAGACGAAGAUCUAAGAGCCUUGUAGAAGACAAGAUUUUGUUAAAGUCUAAGUCAAAGAGUCACAGUAAACAAUUCAAAGCAUCUGAAACAGAAUUACAGGAAAAUUUAACAAAACAAGAGACUGGUCAGAAACUAGACAAAGAUAAGAGCAUGGAAGAGAAUGAUUCAGAUAAGCAACACAAAUGCAAGAAUGAAGACAAAGUUUUUGAGGAGAGUAGUGCUGAGUUUGAGCUUGUAAGUGGCACACAAUCAACUCAGGGAUCACAAAAAGACUUUAGUCACAGAGUUAAGUUACAUUCUGGAGAAAGAGGAUCUGUAAAAGAGAAAUAUAGAGGUGAUAAAGAUUUAAGCAAUUCCAAACUAGAAAGAAGGUUCUCUGCUGAAGGUCACAAAAGCAGAAACUUAAAGCACAGCAACAAGGAAAUAAAGAAGAAGGAAGAGGGCAUCAAAUUGGAAGAUAAAGAUAUUAAAGAAAUGGAUAGUGGGCAUGAAAAAGUAUUGAGCAUCACAAUGGCAACGGAUAAAAAACAAAGUAAGAAGAUACCCUGUGAAAAUAGAAAAGGCAGUAUAUCAAACCAAGAUUUACUUGGAGAGGAAAAGCAAUCAGCUAGCACAACUGAAAGCAGCCAUGCUGCAGCCCCUCAAAAGUCAAGUAUGAAUAAUGAUGACUUGCAUUCUGGUCAUGAGGAAGAGCUGAUGGAACUUGAUUUGAAACAAACAAAAGUACAGGAAGCAUCUAACAUCGAAGGAAAAAACAUUCAAAACUCACUCCAAGCCACAGAUACAGAGUAUACAGCAAAAGAAAAAAUAUCUCUCUCUACUUCAAAUAAGGAAUUAAAACACAGUUUGGCAGAUCCUGAAGCUUGUGAAUUGCAGUUUCUCCCUGCAGCUGAAAAAACUGUUAAACAAGAAGGUAUCCCUAAUAAACAAGUUUGUGCCUCAGACACUCUGUCCAAACAAGCUUCCAUGGAUCAAGGACCCAAUAAACAAGGGGCUUAUAAAAUGAGCAUUGUGUAUGAAACAAGUGGUAGAAUCUUACUGAAUGUUCCCAGUAAGGAUCAAGCUUCAGAAGAUAGCAGAAGACCAAAGAAUUUAAAAACUGUGAUAAAUUCUAAUUCAGAUGAUGUUCCUUUAGCAAUUAAUUCUUCCAGAGAAGAUGCUAGUGAGGCAAAGUCCAUGGAUGUGGAUAUCUCGGAUUUUACAGAUUCCUUGGGUAGUAUGUCUAAAGAAUGCCAUAAUUCAGGUGGGACUUCUUUAUUUGAAGAUACUUUCAUUUUGAAGAAUGACGCAGCACAGGUUGUAUACAUGGAACAACAGGAUAGUGCAGUGCUGAGUUCUAUCGUGAAAGACGAUGGUGACAACACCACUAUGACAAAUAGUAUAGUGAAAGAUAAUGUGGUGCCCCAGCCUGAUGAACAGGCAAUAGAAGACAGUACAGCUGGGUUACCUAGUCAAGAAGAUUAUGGUGAAGCAGCGAAGUUAGAAAGCACUCAGGGAAGUGAAUUGAAAAUAAAAGAGGAAAACUUGAUGACUGACAUAACUGAGGAUUGUGGAGAUGUAACAACAAAAGAACUUCUAAAAAGAAAAGAAAAAGAGUGCUUGAAUACAGAUCCUUCCACAAAGGGAGAAAGAAGCACUAUGAUGGAUAACGUGGAAAAGAACGAAGUGCACGAUAUUGAUGAUAUGAUACAAUCUUCCUCUGUAUUCGUGCCUGAAAGAGUUCCUGAGGAAACAGUCAAAGGCUGUGUUACAGCCAGUGGGCAAGAAGGGAAUGGUGUGAUUGGCAUGGAAGAUAAAAAUGAAAGCAAUGCAGUAGGUACUAGUGCAGGAAGUAGUAAACUCAGUUUGUUGUACAGCAGCCUACAAACAACUCCAGCUACUGUGAUAGGAACUAGCACAGAAAAGAUCAUUGAGAGCACUGUAAUGGCCACUAGUACAGGAGAAGAAAGAGCUGAGGGUGCAUCACAUUCAGAAAAGGACAGUGAUGCUACAACCACUUGCUCAGAAGAAGAAAGCGAGGUGACCGUAAUCUGCACAAGCAUAGAAGCUGAUGAGGGUUUCACAACAGGUAUAUGGGUAAAAAGUAGUGAGGGCAGCAGUUUCAUCACAGGAGCAGAUAUUGGUGAGUGUACUGUUGCAGCAGCUGAAGAAGGUGGUGGCAAUGUUGUCACUGAAGGAUUAGCAGAAAGUGAAAGUUUCCUAACAAGUACAGAAGGAGAAGAAAAUGGUGACUGCACCAUGGUUGAUGCAGAAGAAAGUGGUAAGGAUUCAGUCAAUGCAAGUGGAGUAGAAACUGAAGACAGUGUGAAUAGUGCUGGGGCAGAAGAAAAAGAUGAUGCUGUGACUAGUGCAGGCUCUGAAGAAAAGCGAAAGACCUCAACUUGUGUAGAUACAGGCAAAUUUGAAAAUUCUGUAUCCUGCUUAGGUGAAGUGGAGAGCGAUGGUGCCGUAACUAGUGCAGGGACAGAAACAGGUGAAGGGUUGACAAGUGGUGACAGUUCAGGUGAAUUUAGGGGCAAUGUGAGAGCUGACGAAGUAAAAGAACACGAAGGUACUGUGACUUGCACAGGUGCAGAAGAAAGAGGUCAUAACUUCAUUAUCUGCUCAGUGACUGGUACAGAUGCCCAAGGAGAAAGCACUGUAACUGGUGCAUGUAUUGCAAUGGUCACAAACAACAGUGCCACAACUGGAACUAGUGGUGACAAAUCUGAGGAUACUGUAAAUGGUGAAAGCGCAGUGACCAGCACAGGCAUAACUCCAGAAGAUGAUGCUGAAAUUUCAGUAGUCUGCACAGGGCUAGAAGACAGCAAUGAGGGGUUUGCAGUUUGUUUAGAAGCUGAAAAAUGUGAAAGUCUAACGGACAGUACAAGGGCAAAGGAAGAAGCCAACAUCACUGUGGUCAGUGUAGGUCUGUGUGAUGAUGAAGGUUUUGUGACUAGUACAGGCUCAAAAGAAGAGGAUGAAGAAGGUGAGGGCAUUGUGACCAGUACAGGAAGAGGAAAUGAAGAAAAUGAGCAUGCUUCUACUUGUACAGGAAUGGAAAGUGAAAAUGCACUAAUUUGUAUAGGUGCGGAAGAAGGUGAAAGUUCCAUUAUCUGCAUAGUUGCUGAACAAAUGGAAGCUGAGUCAGGAGUGGCUGGCGCAAAUAUAAAUAAGCUUACUGUUGACAGCAUGACGAGUGCAGAGAAAGAAGCUAAUUGUGGCACAAACUGCAAAAACACUAAAGGGAUUGUUGAAAGCAGUGUAACUAGUGCAAGUGCUGCAGAUGAGGGUGCCUUGACUGUGCAUGUAGGAAAGCAUGAAGGUACAUUGAUUCCCUUAGAUGCCGAGGAAUGUGAGGGUCCCAUGACUAGUGCUAUGGCAGUGCAAGAUAAGAGUCAGUCUGGUGCUGAAGGCGAACAUGAGAAUGCCAUGACUGCCUUUGGCAGGAGAGAACUUGAUGCCUCUAUAAGUAGUGCAGUUCCAGCAGAAGAUAAGAAUUCUCUUAUUCAUGCUGGCAGAGAAGAAAAAGUAAAAGGUGAUAUGAUCUCUACCAGUACAGUGGAAGAAAGUGAUGCUCCCUUACAUUCAGCCAUAGAUGCUGAGGAAGGUCCACUUGCUGUUGCAAGAGCAAAUGAAAGUGGGGAAAGCUCUAUGAUCUUAAUAGAUGCUGAAGACACAGAGAUGCCUAUGCCCAGUACAGCUACAGAGUUUAAAGAGUGUGUGCAUACUUUUAGCAGUAAGCAGGAGAAAGAUGAGUGCACUAUGAUUUCCACCAGUAUUGUGGAAGAAUUUGAGGCUCCUAUGUCAAGUGCGGCUAUUGAAUAUGAUGGUCAGCUUCCCUCUGUGAAAACAGAAGAAAUAAAUGAGAAUGCUAUGGUUUCUAUAGAUAUGGAAAUAUAUGAGGUUCCCAUGCCCAGUGAAUCGAGUGCUGGAGGAGAUGAUAACGAUGAUGAUGAAAGUCACCCAACUGCUAGCGGUAAGGAAGAAAAAGAUGAAUGUGCUAUGAUUUCCACAAGUGUUCUGGAAGAACAAGUAAUCCUAAUGUCAGGUGAAGUCACAGAAGAUGCGAUUCAACAUGUGUCAGAAACAGAGUCAAAAAAUGAAACGGUAAUGAUCUCUACAAGUACAGCAGAAUGUUUUGAAGCUCCUAUGUCUAGUGUAGCUGUGCAAGAUGAAAACAAACUCACUGCUUCAGAAACAGAAGGAAGAUACGAAGCUGCUAUGAUCACUACAAGCAUGACAGAAGAAUGUGAGAUAGUCCUGAUCAGUGCAGCAGCACCACAAGCUGAAAGUCAGCUCAUUGUAGCAGAAGGAGACGAAGAUGCCAUUAUCUCUGCAAAUGCAUCAGAGGAAUGUAAGAUUGUGGAGACCACUGCCACUGUAGAUGAACAGUUUGGACUAGCUGCUUUCAAUGCAGACGCAAAAAGCAAAGGUUCUGUGAUUUUUGUGGGAGAAUGUGGAGCUCCUGUGCUGAGGGUUGCCACCAACAGUGAAGAUCAACACGCUGCUUCAAGUCUAGGAGAUAAGGAGGAGGGGGCAGUGAUCACUCUGAGCACAAUGGAAGAAUGUGAUAGUCUCUUCACCUUUACAGUCAUAGAAGAAAGUCAACUUGCUGCUGAGAGUACAGAAGUAAAAGACAAAAGUGAGGAAAUUUUUAAUACUGGUAACCAGAUUGAAUGCAUCCUAUCGACUACAGGCCCAGAAAAAAGCGGUAAUUCUUUGCUUGUCAUUGAUAGAGAGAACGAGACCCAUGAGAGUGGUGUGAGGGGAGAAUCAGCAGCGUCUCAGACCACAGUAGACAGUGAAAUCACAGAAACAGAUGAAAAUUCAGUAAACCUUAUGAGUGUAGACGAAGCCCUUUGUGUGGAGAUUAGUACAGAGACUGCUGUGAGUCCAAGUCCUUCUUCAGAGGCAAGUGAGGAUGAUGAGCAAGCUGAAGAUGUUUUGCAUGAGGAUGUUACAUCAGAACUCUCUUGUAUGAUUGCAGAAGCAGCGGUAGAGAGUGAAACUCUAAGGAACGUAAACUAUAAAUUUAACUCAAACUUGCUUUUAGAAAGUGACUUUUCUGAAGUAAGGACUCCGCUGCCUGGGGCACAGGCUGUUUCCUUAGUUUCUGCAAAUGAAGUGACUGUAAAUACCAACCAUGGUGAAGUGACGAUAGAAGCAGAAUUAGGGGAAAAAAGUGACUUCCCCGUGUUGCAUGUAGAAGAGCUAAACGGCAGUGAUGACAAAACGAACUUGGUCAAAAUAGAUGAUACUGGAAUUGAAGUUACUUUUCAAAAAAGUAACACAACCUUUAAUUCAGGCAAUAAUGCAGCUUUACCAAAGUUGGCAGAAGAACUAGAAUUUGAAAGUAACUUCAGAGCUGACAAGCCACAACAGCCUGAAAGUCCAAGAAACGAAGAGGGUUAUGUGGAUCUUCAUACUAAAGAGUUUCAGAAAGAUUUGCUGCAGAAGAAUACUGCUUUAGAAAGAGAAACUUUUCAUGUAGAAAAUUGGGAUACCCAGAUAACUGAAGAACAUAGAUCUAGAGGAAUACAACAUAAAUCUUCAGGAACAGUGGAUCAAGAAAAACGCAACCAGCUGAUUGCUCAGGUUGUGAGAAAAGAUGAUGAACAAAGUCAGUGUUCCAAAAUGAAACCUGAUAACAUCAAGGAAGUUAUUUCAGGUGAUACAGCGGAAGUGUCCAAAGAAAUUGCUGUAAAGCAUACACCUCCUAAAAGUACUAUGGAAGAAAAAGAUGAAUUUAUCAUCGAACAGGAAAUGUCUGAAAAGGAAAAGCAUGGUCUAGAAUCAAAUGAAAAUUCUCCAGAGGAAAAUCAGCCUGUAAUAGUGAAACGGAAAAGGGGAAGGCCUCGUAAAUACCCUCUUGAAGCUGUACAGCCUGGUGGUGGGGAGUCAAAAGCUGAUAUGAGCACUGGGAAUCUGCAGUUUCCUAUCUUUGCAAGUAGAGGAAAAACGCCUCAAACAGGUACAGACAUAUCUAAUAAGAAAGAAACAACAAAUGAAGAUGAAGCUGAGAAAGCAGAAAUGACUGUGCGUAAAAGGGGAAGAAAGCCCAGGCGUUCUCUGGUUCAAUCAGAGGAAACUGAAACACUGGAGCCAGAAAGAAAACGUCGGAAAUUAACGUCUUCUGAAGACGAACUAAAAGAGCAGGAGGAAGGUGAGGAAGAAGAUGGUGAGGAAGAUGAUGAAGCACAUUCCGGGGCCACAACUAGAUCAGCCACAAGAUUAGAGGCUCAAAGAAAGCAGCCCAGCAAGCCAACCACACGUGCAACUUCUAAAGGCAGCAGUCCAAGUUCAAUUUCUCCUAGAAAACGACAGAACCUAGCAGCAAAAAAAAGAUCUCCAAGUGAUACAAAAAUUAAUAAAUCUCCUCCAUUGACACAGUUAAAGGUGCAGUCUGCCAAGCGUAAAAGGGAAGACAGCCCAACAGCGGUACGGAGAAAAGGCCCGCAGAAAACAGAGGAGACACCAGUAAAGAAAGCAAAACGAUAAUCUUUACCAGCUAGUACUGUUCAUGGAAGAGUCAAAAGAGGAAAAAAACAUCUGUGCUUCUAUUUUUUUUAAAGCAAAGGGAUUUGCACGUGCUUGUUUCAGAGCUCUAAGUUAAUCAAUGCAGUACUUUUAAGUUACAUUUUAAACAGCUUUAUAAACUAUUGUUUAUACAGAAUAUUAUGUACAUUUAUUUCAGAUGAAAAAUAAGUUUACUUUGUAUCUGAAUGAAAAACAAAGUAGUUAUAUAUUUUAUCACUGACUUGGAAAGUUGGGGUUUCCCAAUGUGACAUGCUAAUGCAGAUGCUUCCAACCCAUGAGGUACCCUGGGCCUACUAAUACACUUUGUAUAUAAACUUGUACAAAAGGGUUGUAUUUUACUCUGUGUAUGAAUCUAAUCGAUGAUGGACAUUUUAUUUAUUAUAUGGAAAGCAUUGGUCUGUAAACUUUAGUAUAUACCUUAGGUUUUUUUAAUCAUAUAUUUUACAUUCUAUGCAGAUGUCAGUAGGAAACUUCCCCUCCGCUCCCCCAGGGCUGUCUAAAACCUGAAGUUCUCUAAAAUAUGCUCAGACAG